This is a messenger RNA of Phoenix dactylifera (date palm), 821 nucleotides long. RefSeq names its product UPF0426 protein At1g28150, chloroplastic. NCBI's taxonomy places the organism in Eukaryota, Viridiplantae, Streptophyta, Magnoliopsida, Arecales, Arecaceae. The record is from RefSeq and is a predicted model, not a curated record.
GAGUUUGAAAGGGAACCGGAUACCCUUCCGGUUCCGUUAGCCUAAUAAUUUUUAAUUUGGCCGAUAGGAUAAAAAAGGUCGACGCUUUAAAAACCCAGGCCUCUUCAUCUCGCCGGAGGAUUUUAGGAUUUUUGUCCGGUGGACACCCGGAGUCCUAACCAAUCUCCGCUCCGAUUCGCCGUGCUCUCCAUUCAUCCGAAGCGGACGGUGCCGCCGAAGAGAUGGCUCUCUUCCUGUACGCAGCCGCCCCCUUAACGUGGGAGAAGAGGUUUUCCGCUCCGUUGCUCGUCAUCUCGUCUUCCAGUUAUAAGCCUAAGAGGAAAAUAGGCACGCGUCUCGGAAGGAGAGCAAGAGUUAAUGCGGGAGUACAAGCUUUCUUUAAUCCCUUUGAAGACCAACCCGUCAUCAAAGAUGCUCUUAAGGAGCCGGUGGCCUUCAUGGGUGGGAUGUUUGCUGGUCUCUUGAGGCUUGAUUUGAAUGAGGAUCCGCUCAAGGAAUGGAUCACGAGGACUGUCGAUGCCUCUGGAAUUGCUGCCGAUGGGGAGAUCGUCCAAGAGGAACUGAAGCUGGAAGCUCAAGAAGAUGCUCCUCAGCAGAUUGAAAUCGAAUGAGGUCCACUUUUCUUCCUUUACCAUGCCAGGCUAUAUACUGUAAUAUAUUUCCGUUGCAUGAGAAUCUACUUGAGAUUCUUCUACGGAUAACAUUGGGUUUCAUUGUGGAAUUUCUUCUAUAAUAUUUAACUAUCAUGUUCUUCUUUCUUUUUUUUGUCUGUAUCCAUCAUUAGGCUUUUAUUUGCAAUCAUAUUGGCUGAUUUUAGUCAA